AUGACGGACGAGGAAAUUGUGACAAUAAAAACUCGAGAACCAUUUGGAAGAUUAUCAAAAGAUGAAGUUAUUACAAAAGAAUCUGUGCAAAAAGUUAGAAAUAAAUAUAGAAAUUUUAAAGAAAAACUAUGCUACUAACUUUUUACAGGAACUUGGCCAUAUUUUGGAUAUUUUGAACAUAAAUUAUAUAAAUACCCCGGAAACUUACGAACUUUUCUCAUCUUGUCUUGAAUCUUUGACUUUGGCUUGGAAAAAACGCGAUCGUCAGUCGGAAAUUGCAUUCAAGGUGAGAUUUUUGAAUAACUUGGUGACUCAGCAAAUUUUGCAUCUGAAAAAACACAUUUUUCGAUGAAUUCGAUUUAAUUUUUCCUUGAAAACCCACCUUUCAAAAGUUUUUCUCAAAUUUUUGCAAAAAAUAAAAAUAAGAGACUACUGUGAACAAAAAAGUCCGCAACCAAUUCUGUACACACCAAACACAAGAAAUGACGAAAUUCUUUCAUUUUUUUUUCUUUUUCCCUGGCUACGUGAACUAGAUAGAUACGUGGCCACGUCAAUUUUCAUGUGCACAAAGAUCAUUUCGAGCUUAAAUAUUUUGAAAAAAGUGCUGACCUCCGUUUUUUUUCUAAAAAGCUUAUCUUCUUCGUCUAUUUAUACUCGUAACUAUUCAUUCUUCUUUCAGAAAAAAAAGUUGAACUGUUUCAGGGUCUUCUUCUGAUUCUUGAAUAUUGUCUCAGUCAUGUUUUCGACGGUCACAUUUGUUUCGAAAUUCUCAUUUCAACACUAGGUUUUAACACAGUUCAAUUUUGGAGAGGUUCAACUCCAGCAAUCUUUGAUUCGGAUCUUUCAAGAGGUACCAAAUUCCGAGAUGCUCUUCUAUUCUCAUUAACUUUGUAUGAUGUGAACACGGGAAAAAAUAGAUUGAAGUAAGUGAAAUAAAGACAAAUAUUGAGGAAAACUUGAUUUUUUACAGAGAAUUAUAUGCUGCAGUUCCGGGUAUUCGCAAAUCAUUACUCGGUCAACACGCAAAACAAUUCGGUGAACGUUUUCAUCAUUUGCAAAAGAAAAUAUUGAGAUAUGGAUCGCAUACGUCACUUUGUAGUAUUUCAAGUAAUGAAAGUGAUACUGAAGAAGGAUUUAUUCGAUCAAAUACUCAUUCUGAUAAUGAAGAUGAUGAACAUCCAACUAUUACUUCGGGUGGUUUGGCAAAUUCACAUUUUCAUGUAAGUUUAGAAUAUCUGAGAAAAAACAUACGUUUCUGUAUUUUCAGCAACGUGUUAUAAAUGUCUCAAACGCUCCACCAGUUUCUUUGAAGCGUGAAAAAUCUGGAGAUUGGGAGAUCAAGCAAGGGUAAGUGAAUUUGUUUGUUUUUAUUGGUUUUUUUUUAUUUUCAAAUUUUUUUGAUUUAAAUUUUCAGAUCUGGUGGUCUUGUUGCAUGUGUUGAUCCAGUUAUGUCGAAAGAUCAUGAAAAUGUUUGGCUUGCAAAUCUUGGAAUGAAUAUAAAUGAUAAGAAAAAGAAGCGUGAUUCAUUGAGUGCAUCUUCUGAAACUCUUGCUCCAGCAACAAAUACACUCGGACUUCCAUUAAUCAAACAAACAAUCGCAGAAGUAUUUUUUCAUGUUUUAGCUGAUGAUGACGUGGAUAAAGCGACUACUGAAAAACAGAAAAAGGCUAGGUAAGUUUGUUUUUUAAAAAUCAAACUGAAUUAAAUUCGAUAUCUUGUUUAGAGAAGAGAUGUCGUUGUUAGGAGUUUUGAACAAUUAUAAUCGUGGAAAUUAUAAAUUAAAUCCAGUUGUUGUUCAAGAAGAUGAUUAUAAUGUUUAUUAUGGUGGAAUUAGUAAUGGAUUAUUAUGGCCAGCACUUCAUAAUUUACCUGAAUAUAUUGUUAGCGAAUAUGAUGAUGUUAAAAAUCUUAGAGCACAUUGGUGUGCUUAUGUUCGUGUUAAUUAUCAAUUUGCACUUGAUGCUGUUCGAAAUAGUCGACCACAAGAUUUUAUUUGGAUUCAUGAUUAUCAUCUCAUGUUAACUGGAAUGAUUAUGCAAAGUCUUGAUUAUCAACUCGAAGUUGGAUUUUUCCUUCAUAUUCCAUUUCAACCACCAGAUUCUUUUUUCACAAAAUAUGCAACUGUUGGAUUUGCGGUUCUUCGUGGAUUACUUCGUUUCACAAAAGUUGGAUUUCAAACACAUCGAGAUCGUGAAAAAUAUGUGGAAUUAGUCAAACAAUAUCUUCGAGGAGCAAAAGUUACAUAUGAUGAUAAACUUGAUAUUCAUAUGGUCACAUUUGAGAAUUGGACAUGUUCUCUUGGUGUUUUCCCUGUCAGUAUCAAAAAUGAUGAUUUCUUGAAAUUUGUUGAUUUGCCGGAAACCACAAAACUCAAAAAUGAUAUCAGAAAAAGAGUGUUGGGAUCAAAUCCACCCGCUGAUGCUCGAUUCUUUUUCUCGGUUGAAAGAUUUGAUUAUACAAAAGGAAUUAUGGAGAAAAUGCGAGCAUACAAAAGGUAUUUUGAGAAACAUCCAGAUCGAAUUGGAAAAGAUGUAUUAUAUCAAAUUGCUGUAACAAAUCGAAGAAGUGUUGAUACUUAUCGAGUAUAUCAAGAUGAAUGUAUUGAUUUGGCUGAUGAAAUUAAUCGAAUUUUCAAAGAUCAAAAUAAUCCAGAAUGGAAACCAUUAAUCUUCCAAACUGAUGGUUAGUCUGAAUUUCAAUAUUAAAGUGAAACUGAUAAUUAAUUUAUUCAGGAAUGCAAAGAAGUGAACUUGUUGCUGCUUAUCUAGCAAUGGAUAUUGGAGUUGUUACCCCGAAAAAAGAUGGAAUGAAUUUGGUCGCGAAAGAAAUGCUUGUUUGUAAUCCUCGAGCUGGUCUUGUUCUUUCAACUGGAGCUGGAUCUGAAAUACAAUUCACAACUGCUGGACUUUAUAAAGAUGACGGGGAGAAAAAUUAUUAUCGAGUUUCAAAUUUAUUCGAUGAAGAGGUAGGAUUUUUUUUAUUUUUAGGAAAAGGCCUUUCGAUUUCUAUAAGUCUUCAAAUCGAAAUUUCAUUUUUAGACCCGCGAAAUAUAUUUAUUUUCAUACAAAAACCCUUUUUUCAGGCAUAUUGUGAUACUUUUUAUGAAGCCGCUUUGGAAAGUGAAGAAAAUCGAGCAAUUCAUGGAAAACGUCUACAUGAAUUCAUAAUGGCAAAUGAUAUCGAAAGAUGGAGCAGCGCAUUUUUGGACCCAAGUUGGACACAUCAAGUUAUUAGACCAACACAAAUCGAUACACUUGAUGAUUUCUUUUCUUUGAUGAUGAAAUCGAGAGAUGUUAGAAGACAAAUUGUUGCGAGAGUUUUGAAAGGAGUUCCAAUUCGAUCACAUUUUUCAAUUAGUCUUCGGAAUGCGAAAGAAUCAUUGGAAAACACUUGUAAACCUGGAACUCACACGGCUGUUUUGAAAUCAAGUCCUGAUUCACCGGAUUUUGCUCAUUUUGAAAUUGAUAAUGAAUUGCUGGAAUUCGAAAGAGAUCUCAAUUUUAUUCGAUAUAUUCAAAGUGAAGAUGCGGAUAAUGUUGAACAAUUUGUUGAUGUAAGUUCAGGGGUUUUUUUUCCAUGUUUUCUACUUUUUUUCAGUUUUAA
This is a messenger RNA of Caenorhabditis angaria, 3604 nucleotides long. Lineage: Eukaryota; Metazoa; Nematoda; Chromadorea; Rhabditida; Rhabditidae. The record is from the annotation of a GenBank genome assembly.